AUGGGUCAGAUGCGUUUGGAUACUGACCCCAUCGUUCAAGUAGAUCGGAAACCGAAGUGUUGUUUUUUCUUCUUCAGUCCGAAGAUUCAAGCGAACCGGAUCGUAAGAGCGCAGCUGUGGGUUCAUCUGAGACCGACGGAAGAAGCGACCACCGUCUUCUUACAGAUAUCACGGCUGACGCCCGUUACGGACGGAGGAAGGCACAUACGAAUACGAUCCUUGAAGAUCGAUGUGAACGCAGGAGCGACGUCUUGGCAGAGUAUAGAUGUAAAACAGGUCCUGGCGGUGUGGUUAAGACAACCGGAGACCAACUGGGGCAUUGAGAUAAACGCGUUUGACGCGAAGGGAAACGACUUGGCCGUCACAUCAGUUGAGGCUGGAGAGGAUGGACUGCUCCCCUUCAUGGAGGUGAAAAUUUCCGAGGGCCCAAAGCGAAUCCGGAGGGACUCUGGAUUGGACUGCGACGAGAAUUCGUCAGAGUCUCGAUGCUGCAGGUACCCUCUCACUGUGGACUUCGAGGACUUCGGCUGGGACUGGAUUAUUGCUCCAAAACGCUAUAAGGCGAAUUACUGUUCAGGAGAAUGCGACUUCAUGCACCUGCAGAAAUAUCCCCACACCCAUCUGGUAAACAAGGCCAAUCCACGAGGCACCGCCGGGCCCUGCUGCACCCCCACCAAGAUGUCUCCUAUCAACAUGCUUUACUUCAACGGCAAAGAGCAGAUCAUCUACGGCAAGAUCCCCUCAAUGGUAGUAGACCGCUGUGGCUGCUCAUGAACCAGUGCCCAGACAGGACUCGAUCCGUCUCACAGACCCGGACAUCUGAUCACACCAUCCACCAUCCAUUAUCAGUGCUUUCCGCAAGACACUGUGCAAUAGAAGGACGCUCACUUACUCUCUGGGCACUGCUUUAUUUGACUAUGUUUUUUGUCAUUUUCCUCUAAAUCAGUAUCUCUGCUACAGGAGUCCAAUGUUACAUGGAUGUACUAAAGGAAUGCCAUACUGGCUGGACUUGGGAAUGGACACUAUUGAAAUGGACGACAUUCUCUGCUUUAUUUCAUGUUUUCACCUUGUCAGAAUACUCUCAUUAGGAUACGCAGACAACAUUGUAUUAUUCAACCACGCCAAAAUACAAUCAUUUAGAUCUUUGCUGUAACAGCUGUAACCGGUAAGCUUAUUUAAGAAGAGUAUCCAAGAGAAACAGAGAGAAACUCUUGAACAUUGAACAGAGCUUGAAUACAGUUAUCUGAUGCAAACUUCCACAUACACUGCAAUAAACACACCGAUCGAAUUGUUAAUCAUAGCUUUUGUCCACUACUCAUCUGUCGAACAGCCCUACACACUUGAAGUAUUAUUGAGAUCGUUAUUAAGGGACAGAAGGACUUGAAGCAGAGGCGCUGUGAAUACGGUCUACACAUUGAAAUGUGUUCGAGACAGAGAUAUCAGAACUGUAAGAUUGAAUGUUAAUAUCACGCUAACACUCUGUCUUCAAACCACACAGUUUGCACUAUGGCAGACCAAUAGAAAGAAUUGGUUGCUAAAAAUGUUGUAAAAACUGAUUUUGAUAUGUUUGCUAAUUGUAUUGUAUACUUGCCAUUGUUUCCAUUAACAGUUGCCUUUUUUAACCACGGUUAGUACAUGUAUAUGAACACGAAAUAGCAAAAAAGUGUACAAUAUAAACCUAUGUAUCUGUUCAAACAAAUA
Molecule: messenger RNA, 1701 nt
Organism: Sinocyclocheilus grahami
Lineage: Eukaryota; Metazoa; Chordata; Actinopteri; Cypriniformes; Cyprinidae
Product: growth/differentiation factor 8-like
Exons: 3
Coding region: 1-774 (257 amino acids)
Cellular component (GO): extracellular region
Molecular function (GO): cytokine activity; growth factor activity
Source: RefSeq, a predicted model, not a curated record